AUGGCUUCUAAGCGGCAAGCCACAGCCUCGAGACCUCGUCGCGACUCGGCGAGCGCUACAGGUUCUCAUUCUACCGUCAAUAAUCGAAUGCGAGUCACCAAACCCGGACCCCGACCGUCUCCGAAUAAGCCCACCGAUGGCCUCCGAUCCAAGACUCGAUCCUCGACCCGCUCCCACAUUCAGUCAUACGUUGGCAUGGAAAGUUCUGAUGAAGAAGACUCCGUCGCGGACGAACCCGAAGAUUUUGAGGAAUCACCCCGUACCUCACGCAAGAGUCCCCGAAAAACGCCGACCAAGGCUAGAGACGGAGGAGGGGCUAGGCGGGCCGGCACCAAACGCAAGUCAACCACAACCGCGCGAGACUCUGCCCCUAAGAGAGGCCGAGGUCGACCUCGCAAAGUGGAGGCUUCCCCGCGGAAAGCCAAACACGACUCCUCAGACGAAUCCGACGACAUUGGGUCCGAAGACGAACUCUCAGAUGCCGAAAGUGCUCCCAAGACCACUCCGGCUAAGCCGCGUGGAAGGCCUCUGAAGACAAAGGCGGAUGUCGAGAUGAACAACACAACUUCUGUUAUCAUACCAAACUGGCUCGACCCUCAAAUUGCGCAUUCAAUCUGGGUCCAGAUAUUUCAGUUCGCGGCGACUUCAGGCGAUGAGCAGGAUACAUUAGACGUCAACUGGAUUCUCCACACGGCUAGAGCGUGUAGGCAAUUUGCUGAUCCGGCAUUGACCGUUCUCUACAAGUGCCCACCGAUACGGGACGAAACCAAAGCUUAUGCGCUCGCGGAGCUACUCGAGAAGCCGCCAUCGCAGACCGCUUUCAACUACAGAGCAAAAAUCGAGGCCCUUCACAUCGAUGUGAGACUGGUGUCUUUACGAGGUCUUACGUCGCCACUGAAGCUGAUGCAGAACUUACCACGUCUCAAGGAGGUCAUGCUCGUGCAUGGAUAUGACCAGGCCCCUUUCCGAAAGCUAAAGGAAUCCAUUAAGUGGACUUACCCUGACGAGCUCUUUCAAGCAUUCGAGGUGUCGCCUACCGCAGAUGCCAAGGCUGGGGACAAGACUGCGAUAACUCGGCUCCAAAGCUGGCAGUGGAGCUCUCGGCUGAUGGACAAGAACUGGGAGGCUAGCCUUGCGAGGCUUCAAGAAGUUCAUCAGAUGCCGAGCUUCGUCCCUUUACGGAAACUCAAGUUCGUAAACUACCAGAUGCCGUCCAUCAGACUGGACAAAGAUCCCGAGACCAAUCCCGAAUUGCUGGCUGAAGAUCAGAAGUCUGUGAGCCUGCUUGCGAACUCUAUCCUGGCUCUUCCCAAUCUCGAGGAUCUGGUUUUUGAAUCCUCGACCAUUAUUACUACGUCCCUGUUUCCCUUGCUCCCAGCAAAGCUGAAACGCCUAGAGCUAGUGAAUUGCGCCGAAGUCAUUGCCGACGAUUUCAGCCUGUUUCUGGUCACGAAGGGACAUCAAUUGCAGUCGCUCGUGUUGAAACACAAUCGCUCCCUGAACCUGUCCUUCCUCACAGUGCUAGGAACUGCCUGUCCGCAUCUUAAGGAGCUGCGUAUGAACCUGCAGUACUUCAGCUUGUUGGAGUCGAGCAAUGAUCGACUCCCCUCAUAUGACACACUUUUGCUUCCGAACGAGGUUCCUAGCUGGCCAGCAUCUUUGCAGGUGGUACGUUUGGAGAAUCUCCGCCACUGGAGCUCUGGCGCAGCUGAUACUGCGGCUGCGGAAGCCUUUCUUCAAUCAUUGAUUGAUAGCGCUAAAGACCUGCCGGAUCUUAGACACAUCUCGAUCAAGGCAAUGCUCAGCAUUUCCUGGCGAUCACGAGUCGAGCUCCGCAAGUCGUGGCAGGAGAAGUUUGAGAAGAUCUUCCUCCGGCAAAGCCCCGACCCAAGGCCACAUUUCACCCUCCAGAAGCCGCUACCCGUCGAGCCAUCUCUCCUGGUCGUUUCGAAGCGCAAGUCCAAGAAACCUGCCGCAGAACCAGCUCGGCGGAGCAAACGAGUUGUGUCCCAUGCUUCGGGUACCUCUUCUCGCGCUAGUAGCACGUCGAGGGGGCUUCGUGGCCAGCUGCAGAAGCCCAAGUCAUACGCGGAGCCCGACAGCGAUGAAUUUGACUCUGAUAGCGAUGUCGAAGUGGAAGAGCCAUCAGAAGAUUCCAAUCAGGGUGAAACCGACGAAGCCGCCGAAGGAGCAGCGGCAAACACAUUCGUUCAAGGCAUGUGCAACGUCGUUGAUAUCCACAUCGACAACCAAAAACCUCGGGAGCACCAGUACAGCAUGGAUGACUUCCUGAACGACGAACGAGACUUUGAGGUCGAUGACGAAUGGGAUAGCGAUAUGGAUUACGAGUAG
Messenger RNA from Colletotrichum godetiae, 2352 nucleotides. RefSeq lists its product as uncharacterized. The coding region runs from base 1 to 2352 and encodes 783 amino acids. The transcript has a single exon. NCBI's taxonomy places the organism in Eukaryota, Fungi, Ascomycota, Sordariomycetes, Glomerellales, Glomerellaceae. Gene Ontology annotation, biological process: regulation of DNA-templated transcription. The record is from RefSeq and is a predicted model, not a curated record. Gene Ontology annotation, molecular function: DNA binding.